Messenger RNA from Beta vulgaris subsp. vulgaris (sugar beet), 1616 nucleotides. Its product is annotated as peroxisome biogenesis protein 2. Gene Ontology annotation, biological process: protein import into peroxisome matrix. Gene Ontology annotation, molecular function: zinc ion binding. Gene Ontology annotation, cellular component: peroxisomal membrane. Bases 126 to 1166 code for a protein of 346 amino acids. NCBI's taxonomy places the organism in Eukaryota, Viridiplantae, Streptophyta, Magnoliopsida, Caryophyllales, Amaranthaceae. The transcript has 8 exons. The record is from RefSeq and is a predicted model, not a curated record.
GACUAUAGUCUUACUCUCCUACCAGUUGAACCGCAAAUAUUCGAACAUAAAUUUCCAUCGUCUUCUAGUUCUAUCCUAAUCAAUAAACUUCAGUUUCCCCCCAAUUUUUCAUGCCAUAAAAAUUAAUGGACACAGAAACCCUAGCUUCAUCUUCAUCUUCAUCUGCUCAAGUUCCUCCGCCAAACGCUUGGAUUACUACUUACCAAAGAUUGCUCCCUCAAUGGAAUUCCUCCCCUCUCUCUCACCAGAUGAUUCCGAUAACAAUAUCGCGAGUAAAUCAAUUUGAUGCGGGAAGACUGGAUGUUGAAAUGUCAGCUAUGUUGAAAGAACAGCUGGUGAAAGUAUUUUCGUUGAUGAAGCCAGGGAUUUUAUUUCAAUAUGAACCAGAACUUGAUGCGUUCCUUGAAUUUCUUAUCUGGCGAUUUUCGAUUUGGGUGGAUAAGCCAACUCCAGGAAUUGGUCUUAUGAACUUGAGAUAUAGGGAUGAACGUGUUAUGGAAGUGAGGGGAAAAGUGAGAAAUGGCUUGGAGGGUCCUGGGCUUACUGCAGCUCAAAAGAUAUGGUACUGUAUUGCUACAGUAGGGGGUCAGUACAUCUGGACACGUUUGCAAUCUUUUUCUGCUUUUCGUAGAUGGGGAGACUCUGAGCAAAGGACGUUGGGACAACGGGCAUGGGUUUUGUUGCAGCAUGUAGAAGGCUUCUAUAAGGUUGCAUCAUUAAGCAACUUGCUUAUAUUUCUCUUUACUGGAAAGUAUAGGAAUCUGAUUGAGAGAGCUAUCAGAGCUAGGCUUGUGUAUGGAAGCCCGAACAUGAAUCGUUCUGUUAGCUUUGAGUACAUGAAUCGCCAGUUAGUGUGGAAUGAGUUUUCGGAAAUGCUGUUGUUGCUUCUCCCACUUUUGAAUUCUUCAUCAUUAAAAAGCUUAUUUCGUCCAUUCUCCAAGGACAAAUCUUCAGAUUCUACCGCUGAGGAAACUUCUUGCCCCGUUUGUCAAGGUAGCCCAAGCAUUCCAUUUAUUGCAUUACCUUGUAGACACAGAUACUGUUAUUACUGUCUUCGAACACGGUGUUCUGCUGCACCAUCUUUCAGAUGCGCGAGGUGCACCCAGCCAGUUACAGCCAUGCAACGGCUAGGUGGCUCUGUAGAGGAGAAGUCUUCCAAAACGUAACAUGUUCAUUACAAGGAAUCUGACCAAACGUAUCAUGAAAUCGCAUUCUUGAAACUAGCCUCCAUGACCUCUAUACGUAUAGAUACACAACUACACAAGGAGGCAAGUCUUUCUGUAAAUCCAGUCAAUUGCUCCCUUCGUUCAGAAAUUAGUAGUCACAUAUACUAUUUUAGGAUGUCCGAAAAAAUUGUUACCUUUCUAAUAUAGUAUUAGGUUUCCCAAUAUACCACUACUUAAAUUAAGUGAUAGUGGGAGAAUGAAAAUGACCCAACUAUUAUACCAUGUCUUUCCUUUAGGUGAUGUUAUAUUCUUAGUAACGAAGGAUCGAGAUAAUGCGACAAUUGAUUCCGGAUGGUUAGAUUCUAUACUCUAUACUAUCAUUCUUUGACAUCAUUUCACAUCUGAUUUCAGGUGAUUUGGUGGUUUUAAAUAAUCUCUGCCUUUGUACAA